GAACAUGUACACUGAUCAUCAGUGUGGCCCCAGAAGUGCCACCUGUCAGUGUCCAUCAGUGCCCAUCAGUGCCACGUGCCAGUGCCCAUCAGUGCCACAUAUCAGUGCCCAUCUGAGCUGCCUUUCAGUGCCACCUAUCAGUGCUGCCAAUCAGUGCCAGUCAGUGCCAUGUAUCAGUGCUGCCUUUAAGUUCCCAUCAGUGAUGCCUGUCAAUGCCCAUUAGUGCAACCUACCAGUGCCUCCUCAUCAGUGCCACCUAUCAGUGUCCAUCAGUGCAGCCUAUCAGUGCCCAUCACUGCAGCCUCAUUAGCGCACAUCAGUGAAGGAGAAAAUCACUUAUUUACAAAAUUGUAUAA
Messenger RNA from Staurois parvus, 356 nucleotides. The record is from the annotation of a GenBank genome assembly. NCBI's taxonomy places the organism in Eukaryota, Metazoa, Chordata, Amphibia, Anura, Ranidae.